AUGUCUGACAAAAUGUCCAGCUUUCUGUACAUCGGGGACAUCGUCUCCCUCUACGCGGAGGGCUCGGUCAACGGCUUCAUCAGCACCUUGGGGCUGGUGGAUGACAGAUGUGUGGUUCAACCAGAUGCUGGUGAUCUGUGUAAUCCUCCUAAGAAAUUCAGAGACUGCCUUUUUAAAGUAUGUCCUAUGAACCGAUAUUCUGCACAGAAGCAAUACUGGAAAGCCAAGCAGGCAAAACAAGGGAACCACACGGAAGCGGCACUGCUGAAGAAACUGCAGCAUGCAGCGGAACUGGAACAAAAGCAGAAUGAAUGUGAGAACAGAAAGCUGCUGGGAGAAAUUGUUAAGUACAGCAAUGUCAUACAGCUGCUUCACAUCAAAAGCAAUAAGUACCUUACAGUCAACAAGAGAUUGCCAGCCCUGUUGGAGAAGAAUGCUAUGCGGGUCUCUCUGGAUGCUGCUGGGAAUGAGGGGUCAUGGUUUUACAUCCAGCCCUUUUGGAAGCUGAGGAGUGAAGGUGACAAUAUUGUUGUUGGAGACAAAGUGGUCCUCAUGCCGGUCAACGCGGGGCAGCCUCUUCAUGCCAGCAACAUUGAACUCCUGGACAACCCAGGAUGCAAAGAGGUGAAUGCUGUCAAUUGUAACACCAGCUGGAAAAUAACCUUAUUUAUGAAAUACAGUUGCUACAGAGAGGAUGUGCUUAAAGGGGGGGAUGUUGUCCGCUUGUUCCAUGCUGAACAGGAGAAGUUUCUUACCUGUGAUGAAUAUCAGAAGAAACAGCACAUCUUUCUUCGGACAACGCUGCGUCAGUCGGCCACUUCUGCAACGAGUUCUAAGGCCCUGUGGGAAAUCGAGGUGGUGCAUCACGAUCCGUGCCGUGGAGGUGCAGGACAGUGGAACAGCCUCUUCAGAUUUAAACAUCUGGCGACUGGAAACUAUUUGGCUGCAGAGUUAAAUCCACAUUAUCCAGAUGGCAGUAAUGAGGCAAGGGUUGUGGUAGACGGCGGACUUCUCACUUCAAAGAAGAAACGGCAGGCAGGGGAGAAAAUUAUGUACACUUUGGUGUCUGUGCCGCACGGAAAUGAUAUUGCCUCUCUUUUUGAGCUGGAUGCGACUACCCUUCAGCGAGCUGACUGCUUAGUUCCCAGGAAUUCAUACGUUCGGCUGAGACACCUUUGUACCAAUACAUGGGUCACCAGCACCAGCAUCCCGAUAGACAAAGACGAAGAAAGGCCUGUGAUGUUAAAAAUUGGAACCUGUCAAACAAAGGAAGACAAGGAAGCUUUUGCUAUUGUGUCUGUUCCUCUGUCUGAGGUGAGAGAUUUGGAUUUUGCCAACGAUGCCAACAAAGUUUUAGCAUCGUCAGUUAAAACGCUGGAGAAUGGCUCAAUAUCUCAAAAUGAACGGAGGUUUGUUACCAAGCUCUUAGAAGAUCUCAUUUUCUUCAUUGCGGAUAUACCCAAUAAUGGUCAGGAGGUUCUGGAUGUGGUAGUCACUAAACCCAACCGGGAAAGGCAAAAGUUAAUGAGAGAACAAAACAUAUUAGCCCAGAUAUUUGGAAUCCUCAAAGCUCCAUUUAAAGAUAAAGCAGGAGAGGGAGCCAUGUUGAGACUGGAAGAUUUGGGCGAUCAAAGAUAUGCACCAUACAAAUACAUACUGAGGCUUUGCUAUAGAGUGCUCCGGCAUUCCCAACAGGACUACAGGAAAAAUCAGGAAUACAUUGCGAAGAACUUCUGCGUCAUGCAGUCUCAGAUUGGAUAUGAUAUCUUGGCAGAAGACACGAUCACAGCUUUGUUGCACAACAACAGGAAACUGCUAGAGAAACACAUCACAGCUAAAGAAAUAGAGACAUUUGUGAAUUUACUCAGGAGGAACAGAGAGCCAAGGUUCUUGGACUAUCUGUCUGACUUGUGUGUUUCCAACACAACGGCCAUCCCAAUAACUCAGGAGCUGAUUUGCAAAUAUAUGCUGAGCCCGGGAAACGCUGACAUUCUCAUUCGGACCAAGUUGGUUUCUAUGCAAGUGGAUGGUCCCUUGGAAUGUUCCACCCUUUCUGAUGAUAUUGAUGAGGAAGAAGUUUGGCUGUACUGGAUUGAUAGCAAUAAGGAACCACAUGGCAAAGCAAUCCGGCAUCUUGCUCAAGAAGCGAAGGAGGGCAACAAGAGUGAUUUAGAAGUCCUCACUUAUUAUAGGUAUCAAUUGAACCUCUUUGCAAGGAUGUGCUUGGACCGCCAGUAUUUGGCAAUCAACCAGAUUUCCACCCAGCUCUCAGUAGAUCUGAUCCUGCACUGCAUGUCAGAUGAGAGCCUGCCUUAUGACCUGCGAGCAUCUUUCUGCCGCCUCAUGUUGCACAUGCAUGUGGAUAGAGAUCCUCAGGAGACAGUUGUGCCUGUGAAAUAUGCCCGGCUGUGGACAGAAAUCCCUACUAAGAUAACCAUCCAUGAAUAUGACUCCUUCACGGAUUCAUCAAGGAAUGAUAUGAAGAGAAAAUUUGCUUUGACAAUGGAAUUUGUAGAAGAGUACUUGAAGGAAGUCGUCAAUCAGCCAUUUCCAUUUGGGGACAAAGAGAAGAACAAGCUAACCUUUGAGGUGGUGCACCUGGCUCGCAAUCUCAUAUACUUUGGUUUUUAUAGUUUCAGUGAGCUACUGAGGCUGACCAGAACACUCCUGGCUAUCCUUGAUAUUGUACAGGGGCCUAUGUCGUCCUACUUUGAAAGAUUAAGCAAAUUUCAGGAUGGAGGAAACAAUGUUAUGAGGACCAUCCAUGGUGUAGGAGAGAUGAUGACGCAAAUGGUCCUGAGCAGAGGCUCCAUCUUCCCAAUUGCUGCACCGGAUGUACCUCCAAGUGUCCACCCAAGCAAACAAAUGGUCACUGUAGAGAGUGAAGAUAUUACUGUGAUGGACACCAAACUAAAAAUCAUCGAGAUUUUACAGUUUAUACUAAGUGUUCGACUUGACUACAGAAUAUCCUACAUGCUGUCUAUUUACAAGAAGGAGUUUGGCGAGAGCAAUGAAAACGUUGAUAGUUCCGUAGCAUCUCCUCCUGAUUCACCAGUUAUCACCUCAGCUGUGGUUCCUGACAUAGAUGAAAUUGCAGCUCAAGCAGAGACUAUGUUUGCUGGCAGAAAAGAAAAGAAUGCAGUACAGCUGGACGAUGAAGGGGGCAGGACAUUUUUGCGUGUCCUCAUACACCUUAUUAUGCAUGACUACCCCCCUUUGCUGUCAGGGGCCCUGCAUCUCUUGUUCAAACAUUUCAGCCAACGAGCAGAAGUUCUGCAAGCAUUUAAACAGGUUCAGUUGCUGGUGUCUAAUCAGGAUGUGGACAACUACAAGCAAAUCAAAGCUGAUCUUGACCAACUGAGGCUGACUGUAGAAAAAUCUGAACUUUGGGUUGAAAAGAACAGCAACUACGAAAGUGGAGAGCUGGGUGAAAGUCAAGUCAAGGGGAGUGAUGAGCCUAUUGAGGAAUCCAGUAUUCUGAGUCCAGUCCAGGAUGGGAGCAAGAAGCCUCAGAUUGACAGCAAUAAAAGUAACAACUACAAUAUCGUUAUGGAGAUUUUGAUUCGCCUAAGUAAACUCUGCGUCCAGAACAAAAAGUGUCGAAAUCAACAGCAGCGACUGCUUAAAAACAUGGGAGCGCACUGUGUGGUAUUGGAUCUUUUACAGAUACCCUACGAGAAGACAGACGAGAAGAUGAACGAAGUGAUGAACUUGGCUCACCUGUUUCUUCAGAACUUCUGUCGUGGAAACCCUCAGAAUCAAGUUCUCCUCCAUAAACAUAUCAACUUAUUCUUAACACCUGGGCUCCUUGAAGCUGAAACCAUGCGGCACAUCUUCACAAACAACUACCAUCUGUGCAAUGAAGUUAGUGAGCGAGCAGUGCAGCAUUUUGUACAUUGCAUUGAGACGCAUGGCCGCCACGUGGAGUAUCUGCGGUUCCUGCAAACCAUUGUAAAAGCAGACGGCAAAUAUGUCAAAAAGUGCCAAGAUAUGGUGAUGACAGAGCUGGUGAACGGGGGUGAAGAUGUGCUGGUGUUUUAUAAUGACAGAGCAUCCUUUCCCGUCCUCCUCCAAAUGAUGUGCUCCGAGAGAGACAGAGUGAAUGAGAGUGGGGCUUUGACUUACCACAUCACCCUGGUGGAGUUGCUAGCAGCGUGUACGGAAGGGAAGAAUGUGUACACUGAGAUCAAAUGCAAUUCCCUUCUGCCGCUGGACGACAUUGUGAGAGUGGUUACUCACGAUGACUGCAUACCUGAGGUCAAGAUUGCCUAUGUGAACUUUGUCAAUCAUUGCUACGUGGACACUGAGGUGGAAAUGAAGGAAAUCUACACUAGCAACCACAUCUGGAAAUUAUUUGAAAACUUCCUUGUCGAUAUGGCAAGGGUUUGUAACACAACCACCGACAGGAAGCAUGCAGACACAUCUCUGGAGAAAUAUGUCACCGAGCCCGUCAUGAACAUCGUGAGUGGCUUUUUCAGUUCUCCAUUUUCAGACAACAGCACAAGCCUCCAGACUCAUCAACCUGUGUUUAUUCAGUUGCUGCAGUCAGCAUUUAGAAUUUACAACUGUACCUGGCCAAACCCGACACAGAAAUCUUCAGUGGAGUCUUGUAUCAAAACUUUGGCUGAAGUUGCAAAGAACCGUGGCAUUGCCAUUCCCGUGGAUCUGGACAGCCAAGUCAAUACGUUGUUCAUGAAGAGCCACACCAACAUGAUCCAGAGAGCAGCGAUGGGCUGGCGAAUGUCUGCUCGCAGUGGUCCUCGUUUCAAAGAAGCCCUGGGAGGUCCUGCCUGGGAUUACAGGAACAUCAUUGAGAAGCUACAGGAUGUGGUAGCUUCCUUGGAACAGCAGUUCAGUCCGAUGAUGCAGGCUGAAUUUUCAGUGUUGGUUGAUGUUUUGCAUAGCCCAGAGCUGCUCUUUCCUGAGGGGAGUGAUGCUCGAAUCAGAUGCGGGGCUUUCAUGUCCAAGUUGAUAAAUCACACAAAAAGGCUAAUGGAGAAGGAAGAAAAACUCUGUAUCAAAAUUCUGCAGACAUUGCGGGAAAUGCUCGACAAGAAGGACAGCUUUGCGGAAGAGGGCAGCAACCUGAGGAAGAUACUGCUAAAUCGCUAUUUUAAAGGUGACCAUGGAAGCAGCAUCAGUGGCCCAGUGUCCAGCAGCUACGGCAAAACAGCACAAGGGGGAGGUAGCUUUUCAGGACAAGAUCCAGAUAAGUCUGGUGUGUCGAUGCAUGAUAUCCAGUGCCUUCUGGAUAAAGAAGGAGCAUCAGAACUUGUCACAGAUGUCAUAGUUAGUACCAAAAAUGAUAGAAUAUUCUCAGAAGCCAUCUUGCUUGGCAUUGCUUUGCUGGAAGGUGGAAACACGCAGAUCCAGUAUUCCUUUUAUCAGCAACUGAAUGAGCAAAAAAAGUCUGAGAAGUUUUUUAAAGUCCUCUAUGAUCGAAUGAAGACAGCCCAGCAGGAAAUCCGAUCAACAGUAUCAGUGAACACUGUAGAUCUGGGGACCAAAAAGAAGGAUGAGGACAAUGAUGUGACAGUCUCGCUUCCAAAAAAGAGAGUGAGAGACUCAAAUCUUCACCUGAAAGAAGGAAUGAAGGGACAAUUAACAGAAGCCUCGACAGCAACCUCCAAAGCUUACUGCAUGUACCGCAGAGAAAUGGACCCUGAAAUAGAUCUGAUGAGUCUGGGAACAGAUGCAGCGAAUGCAGAAGAAAAGUCUUCCGAGGAGAUAACUAUGAGUCCUGCCAUUGUAAUCAUGCAGCCAAUCCUGAGGUUCCUUCAGUUGUUGUGUGAGAAUCACAAUCGGGAACUCCAGAACUUUUUAAGAAAUCAGAACAACAAGACCAACUACAACCUAGUCUGUGAAACCCUUCAGUUUUUGGAUUGUAUCUGUGGCAGUACGACAGGCGGGCUUGGACUUUUGGGUCUGUACAUCAACGAGAAGAACGUUGCUCUGGUCAACCAAACGCUGGAAAGCUUGACUGAAUAUUGCCAAGGCCCGUGCCAUGAAAACCAGAGCUGUAUAGCUACACAUGAAUCUAACGGGAUAGACAUUAUAAUUGCCUUGAUUCUGAAUGACAUCAACCCCCUUGGAAAAUACCGCAUGGAUCUAGUGCUGCAAUUGAAGAACAAUGCCUCCAAGCUUUUGCUAGCUAUCAUGGAAAGCAGGCACGACAGUGAGAAUGCGGAAAGAAUCCUUUUCAACAUGAGACCAAGAGAGCUAGUGGAUGUAAUGAAGAAUGCAUAUAAUCAAGGACUGGAGAGUGACCACGAGGAAGAGAGCGGAGACGAUGGUAUUUCACCAAAAGAUGUUGGACAUAAUAUCUAUAUCUUAGCACAUCAGUUGGCUCGUCACAAUAAAAUGUUGCAGCAGAUGUUGAAGCCUGGGUCUGAUUCAGAAGAAGGAGACGAAGCCUUGAAGUACUAUGCCAAUCACACGGCCCAGAUUGAGAUUGUCCGUCAUGACAGAACUAUGGAACAAAUUGUCUUCCCUGUACCGAACAUCUGUGAAUUCCUUACCCACGAAUCCAAGUAUCGUGUGUUCAGUACUACUGAGAGAGAUGAACAAGGAAGCAAAGUGAAUGACUUUUUCCAGCAGACAGAGGACCUGUAUAAUGAAAUGAAGUGGCAGAAAAAAAUCAGGAACAAUCCAGCACUCUUUUGGUUCUCCCGACACAUUUCCCUCUGGGGAAGUAUUUCUUUCAAUCUGGCAGUUUUUAUCAAUCUAGCCGUAGCACUUUUCUACCCCUUUGGAGAUGAUGGAGAUGAAGGCACUCUUCCCCCCCUGUUUUCCGUUUUCCUCUGGAUAGCAGUGGCUGUCUGUACAUCCCUGCUGUUCUUCUUCCCUAAGCCUGUCGGCAUUCGUCCCUUUCUGGUUUCUGUCAUGCUCCGGUCGAUCUAUACGAUUGGCCUCGGACCAACACUGAUCCUUCUGGGUGCUGCUAAUCUUUGUAACAAGAUAGUUUUCUUGGUGAGCUUUGUUGGGAACCGUGGGACGUUCACUCGUGGCUAUCGAGCGGUCAUCAUGGACAUGGCGUUCCUCUACCACGUGGUCUAUGUGCUCGUCUGCAUGCUGGGCCUUUGUGUGCACGAGUUCUUUUACAGCUUCCUGUUAUUUGACUUGGUAUACAGGGAGGAGACUUUACUGAACGUCAUUAAAAGCGUUACACGGAAUGGACGCUCCAUUAUCCUGACCGCUGUGCUGGCCCUCAUCCUUGUCUACCUCUUCUCCAUUGUCGGGUUCUUGUUCUUGAAAGAUGACUUCAUUAUGGAAGUGGAAAGACUGAAAAACAGAACACCUGUGGCAGACGCUGGCACAGUACCCACCACAACCUUAACAGCAAUGAUGGAAACAUGUGCAAAGGAUAAUUGCACUACUUCAAUACCAGCUAUAAAAUCAGGCGAGGAUGACGAUGAGGAUGGGAUUGAGAGGACCUGUGACACUCUGCUAAUGUGCAUUGUGACAGUAUUGAACCAGGGCCUGAGAAAUGGCGGUGGAGUUGGAGAUGUGUUACGCAAGCCUUCUAAAGAUGAGCCCCUCUUCGCCGCUCGGGUUGUUUAUGAUCUCCUUUUCUAUUUCAUCGUCAUCAUUAUUGUCCUGAAUCUCAUCUUUGGAGUCAUCAUUGAUACAUUUGCAGAUCUGAGGAGCGAAAAGCAGAAGAAAGAGGAAAUCUUAAAAACAACCUGCUUCAUCUGUGGGCUUGAGCGAGACAAAUUUGAUAACAAGACCGUUUCGUUUGAAGAGCACAUCAAGUCAGAACACAACAUGUGGCACUACCUUUACUUUAUAGUUCUCGUCCGAGUGAAAGACCCAACAGAAUACAGUGGUCCUGAAAGUUACGUGGCUCAAAUGAUUGUGGAAAAGAAUUUAGACUGGUUCCCUCGGAUGAGAGCCAUGUCCCUCGUCAGCAAUGAAGGUGACAGCGAGCAAAACGAAAUCCGGAGCCUGCAAGAGAGGCUGGAGUCCACCAUGAACUUGGUCAAGCAGCUGUCGGGACAAUUAGCCGAGCUCAAAGAACAGAUGACAGAACAAAGGAAAAACAAGCAGCGGCUGGGCUUUCUCGGAUCCAACGCACCCCACGUGAACCAUCACAUGCCACCACACUGAUGCCACGGGGAAGCCGUGACCAGCUUUCCAUCAGUAUUCUCGCUCGAUUACAGAACGCAGAGAUGGGGCGUGCUGAACGGCGCCUAUUGUUGGGAAGUUAUAAACAACCAAGUGCCAAGAUGUUAAGUGGUGGAGCUCUGGGAACAAUUUGUCACUAUUUUUCCACGGCUGAAAGGGGCCACGGGCUCAAACGCUGCAGAUAA
This is a messenger RNA of Euleptes europaea (tarantolino), 8309 nucleotides long. It is a transcript of the gene ITPR2, whose product is annotated as inositol 1,4,5-trisphosphate receptor type 2. Gene Ontology annotation, molecular function: inositol 1,4,5-trisphosphate-gated calcium channel activity; inositol 1,4,5 trisphosphate binding. The transcript has 57 exons. The record is from RefSeq and is a predicted model, not a curated record. Gene Ontology annotation, biological process: calcium ion transmembrane transport. The coding region runs from base 1 to 8106 and encodes 2701 amino acids. Gene Ontology annotation, cellular component: endoplasmic reticulum; membrane. Lineage: Eukaryota; Metazoa; Chordata; Lepidosauria; Squamata; Sphaerodactylidae.